Messenger RNA from Piliocolobus tephrosceles (Ugandan red Colobus), 981 nucleotides. RefSeq names its product lysine-specific demethylase 6B-like. Lineage: Eukaryota; Metazoa; Chordata; Mammalia; Primates; Cercopithecidae. The record is from RefSeq and is a predicted model, not a curated record.
AUGUCUUCCGCUCUCGCUGCUGCCGCUGCCGCUGUCACAAUAUUCACAGCACCAGAGAGGAGGAGGAGGAGGAAAACUUUUCAAACUUUCCAGACCCUGAAUAAAGGGUUUUUUUUUUUUCCCACCGACCUCACCUUCGGGUCCCCAGCCGCAUCGCCCCCUGCCCUGUCAGAAGCGACUUCGGGAGUCCUCGCAGCCCCGCCAGCCAUUGUAGUGUAUGCGCUGCCCCUGCAGCCCAACUUGCAGCUGCCGCCGCCGCCGCCGCCGCCGCCGCCGACGUCGCGCCCACCGCUGCCUCCCCCUGCCUUGGUCCCCCGCCCUACCUCCCCAGCGGCCGCAGAAAAGCGGGAAGACAGGGGUGCCCUUGGGCCGCAGCGGGGCCCGAAUCCACUUCUGCGGCGCGGAGGCGCUCCCGCCAGGUUUCGCCGCAGCGCGAACCUCUUCCCGUUGCUCUUCCUCCUGCCACAGGGGUCUGUUCGCUCCGGGGGCGAGGAAGAUGACCCCUGCCUAGUCCGGGCAACCCUAGCUCUUCUUCUACUCUCCUUCUCUGUAGCCUCUGAAGCGCAGUUGCCGGCCCCACCCCCAGUUCCCUGCGUUUUCCUCGCCCCUUGCCUCUUUCGGCAUGGUCUCAGGGCACAGCAAGGUGUGUUCACCUGUGCGCACCGUCCAGGAUCAGACGCUGGCGGGCUACACCGCGGAAGGCGGCGAGGCCUCGGGUUCGCCCCUUGUUUCUCCUAGCCCUGCCCGCCCACCUCCGGCGCCACCCUUGACUUCUUACCCUCUGCACCUGGCAGUGGGUUAACGGCACGGCGUGUGCAGCUUCCGGGUUUAGAAGAACCGCGGACCCUGCCCGGGCUCCGACCCCGGGGCGUGUGGGCAUGAACGUGUUCAGAAACGUUCCCAUCCCCCUGCCCUUUCAAAGCUACUUAGGGGGGACGUGAACCACUGGAUGGGAAAUCAAGAACUGCUUUAUUAAGCAGU